Molecule: messenger RNA, 2199 nt
Organism: Scophthalmus maximus (turbot)
Lineage: Eukaryota; Metazoa; Chordata; Actinopteri; Pleuronectiformes; Scophthalmidae
Gene: ptpdc1b
Product: protein tyrosine phosphatase domain containing 1b
Exons: 9
Coding region: 1-2007 (668 amino acids)
Biological process (GO): cilium assembly; protein dephosphorylation
Molecular function (GO): protein tyrosine/serine/threonine phosphatase activity
Source: RefSeq, a predicted model, not a curated record
AUGGUGGACACAUGCAGCUCGUCCCACUUUACACAGAUUUUUUUCUUCCUUUCUCAUCCCCACCCUUCAACGCCAACCACAACAGUCAGAGCCCCCAGGGCGAACUACACCAUAGUGGGAGAAGCUUUACGUUAUGUCGUCCCUGCACAUAUGCAAUGCUCACUCGGCUGUGGAGGUCCAGACUGCAAGUAUGACAACCCGAGUCACUGGAGCGACGACCAACAAGCUAUAAAAGGCCUCUACUCGUCCUGGGUCACUGAUUAUCUUCUUGCCAUGUCCAGACCCUCGACAGAAAUCAUUGAGAAAUAUAACAUUAUUGAUCAAUUCAGAAGGAACGGUAUUAAAACAGUGAUCAACCUACAGAUACCUGGCGAACAUGCCAGCUGUGGAAACCCUCUGGAGCCGGAGAGCGGCUUCUCAUACCGCCCAGAGGCUUUCAUGGAGAACAACAUCUACUUCUACAAUUUUGGCUGGAGUGACUAUGGCGUGGCCAGUCUCACCACCAUGCUGGACAUGGUGAAGGUCAUGGCCUUCGCGUUGCAGGAGGGAAAGACGGCGGUUCACUGUCACGCUGGUCUCGGCCGAACAGGUGUGCUGUUAGCGUGCUUCUUGGCCUACACUACCAGAAUGACAGCGAACCAGGCCAUUUUGUACGUGCGUGCCAAGCGCCCCGGUUCCAUCCAGACCAGAGGUCAGCUGGGUUGUGUCAGGGACUUUGUGCAGUUCCUCGCCCCUCUGAGGAGUGUGUUUUCCUGUGCAGAGCUUCAAUCCAACCCAGUCACACUGUCCCAGUACCUGAACCGUCAGAGACACAUCCUGCAUGGCUGCGAGAGGAAGGAGCUGAGGCAUCUUCCAAAGAUUGUCCAGCUCGUGUCACGACUGCUGAUGGACAUUUCAGAGAAUCGACAGGUGAUCGAGGAAGACAUUCUGGAGGCCCCUGAUAGUCAUGACAUAGAGAUGACCCUCAGCGUCAUUGAGAAGCUGGGUCCUCGGUUGUUUGCGAAGGAACCCCGCUUACCAGGUACGCCCACCUUACCCAGACAUUUCCACGAACCACCCAUCUUCUACCACCGCAAAAGUCUGAGCUACAGUGAGUCCGACUUGAGACGACUGGGCUCAGAGCUCAAUCUUCUCACGCAGCCUCUCGGAUCCCUGUCCCAGGAUAAUGUUGAAAUGGCUGCCGCAUCCCAGUGUGGAGGUUGGAAUAGCAACACAUCUGAAGCCUCACACGGCUCAACGGGCUCACUGUGGCAAAUCAAGAAUGUAGAAAACCAAGACGGAUGCAUAUUGUUGGACAAAGUGAAGCGGAAAUCCAUCCAACGUAGUGAGUCCAUGGACAACCACGGACGUACUAAAAAGGACAACAUGUUGUCCAGAUGGAAGGCAGAGCAGAGGGAAGAGGUGAAUGGGUCUCGAGGUAAAAAGGAAGAACACUCGGAGAAGUCUGAGGUUCCCUUCAUCACCCUGCAGACAGAGUUGUCCCUGGAAAGCAGGAGGCUGCUGGUGGCACAGGCGCUGGCAGUGGACCUUUUCCUCGAUGGGAGGGAAGAGCACAAGAGCAGAGUCUUAGCCUGGCAGGCGGAGCUGAACCAGGGCGGUGCAUGGGAAAGGCUGUGUAUGGAGCGGGAUCCCUUCAUCCUCACUGGGCUCAUGUGGUCAUGGCUGGAGCAGCUCAAAGAGCCGGUCAUCUCCAUUCAGGAAGCCAAAGGCCUGAACCCCGACCACACCGAUCCUCAAACUGUCUUCGACACACUCGACCAGGCUCCUAGAGAAACAGUGAUGUGCAUACUAGACUGCAUGGCUCACAUGCUGAUGAUACCAGAAGAGGUUGAAGACGCUUUCCUGAAUCGUACGGUCAAGGCUUUCACCUGGUUGGAAUGGGACUCGGAGGAGGGGAGAAAAGUGUACGAGUCCAUGACUUCAGUCCUAAGGCGAGUCCUUGAAGACAGAUAUUUGAACAUCUUCGACACAGAUCGGGCACCUUUGUCUCCCUUCUCUUUAACGUAGGAAUGUGUUUGUGGUGCAUUGCAUGAAAGAGACACGGAUGAUUUUGUGCCUUGUGACAAAAUUAUUGAAUAUUUACUCAUAUAUUUUUUAUGUGGGCUGUAUACAAACAUAUAUGGUAUGUAGUUUACAGCCACCAGGACAUUACUUACUUGCCUCAGUAUUAUUUUACGUCGGUAGUGAGUGGAGGCAACA